Molecule: messenger RNA, 1503 nt
Organism: Nematolebias whitei (Rio pearlfish)
Lineage: Eukaryota; Metazoa; Chordata; Actinopteri; Cyprinodontiformes; Rivulidae
Product: polypeptide N-acetylgalactosaminyltransferase 17
Exons: 8
Coding region: 1-1158 (385 amino acids)
Cellular component (GO): Golgi apparatus
Source: RefSeq, a predicted model, not a curated record
AUGGUACCUGGUACUUUACCUGGUCUGUCCAAGUCUCUGGGCCUGAUCGAAGGGUUUGGGGGUCGCGGUAAAGGCGGCCUGCCCGCCACCCUUCUACCUCUGGAGGAGAAUGACGCCAAAUACCUGAGGGAGAAAUACGGCUACAACGCCUACCUGAGUGACCGAAUCUCUCUGGACCGGACCAUACCGGACCACCGGCCCAGCAAAUGCAGAAAGGUCAACUACUCCAGAGACCUCCCCCAAAUCUCCCUCAUCUUCAUCUUCGUCAACGAGGCCCUGUCGGUGAUCCUGCGCUCGGUCCACUCAGCUGUCAAUCACACGCCGGCCCACCUGCUCAAAGAGAUCAUCCUGGUGGACGACAACAGUGACGACGAGCUGCUGAAAAGACCACUGGAGGAGUACGUUAACAAGCGGUACCCCGGCCUGGUGAAGAUCGUACGGAACCAGAAAAGAGAGGGACUGAUCCGGGCCAGAAUCGAGGGCUGGAAGGUGGCCACCGCUGAAGUUACUGGGUUUUUUGACGCUCACGUGGAGUUUACGCCUUCAUGGACUGAACAGAACUCCAGAACAGAGACGUUGGCGCGUGGAGCUGUGCUUCAAACUGAACACGCCUGUUUGCUCUCACAGAACCACGGCAUCGAUUACGGAGACGUAUCCCAGAGGAUCGCUCUGAGGAAGAGUCUGCAGUGCCGGAGCUUCCAGUGGUACCUGGACAACGUUUACCCCGAGAUGAGGCGCUACAACAACACGCUGCACUACGGCGAGGUCCGGAACUCUAAAGUGAGCCACUUGUGUUUGGAUCAGGGCAUGAAGGAGAACCACACGGCCACCCUGCACCCGUGCCACGGCUGGGGGCCUCAGCUGGGCCGCUUCACUAAAGAGGGCCAGCUGUUCCUGGGUCCUCUGGGGAGCACCGGUGAGGACACUCGCUGUGUGGUGGACGAUCAGCUCAGCAGCUUCCCGCAGCUCCUGAACUGUGACAAGGUGCCCAACAUGAAGCAGAAGACGUGGACCUUCUCACAGAACGAGGCCAUCGUAAACCGGGCCACGGGCCGGUGUCUGGAGGUGGUGCCGGCCAACGUUUACUUCGGUCACCUGCUGGUUCUACAGCCCUGCUCGGGUCAGAGGUGGACCAUCAAGAACACCAUGAAGCAAUAACCAACAGCGCAGACAGGUCCUCUGGUUGGCCCACACGGGUCACACGACCUCACCGUGUGGCACACAAAGACUCAAAGGAAGUUUUAUUUUGAAAGGUCAGAUACUGAGGACGUUACAACAAGGAGGAAAUAAUUUUAUUUUGCAAGAAGAACGUUGAAAACUGAAGCAUGACGAUUAUUUCUGUUUGAAUUUAAACAGAUUUUGACGUGUUUUUGUCAUUUCUUGUGAGUGCCAUUUCUCUACCGUGCUUUUAUUUUUUUAUUUUUUAUAUUUAAAACAAGAAACAUCUAGAACAGGGCUUUUCAACAGAACUGCUCAGGGGGCCACAGUUUCUGAAAGUCAACA